Messenger RNA from Medicago truncatula (barrel medic), 1473 nucleotides. RefSeq lists its product as uncharacterized. The coding region runs from base 289 to 1245 and encodes 318 amino acids. The record is from RefSeq and is a predicted model, not a curated record. Lineage: Eukaryota; Viridiplantae; Streptophyta; Magnoliopsida; Fabales; Fabaceae. The transcript is spliced from 8 exons.
UUUCCUCUUCCCCUUUCUCUUUCAUCUGCGUUCCUCUUUUUUCUUCUCCCAGCCAAAGCAAAACCACCGAACAACAUCCACCACCACACCACUGCCGGCGAGCCGCGACCACUCUUCUCCUUCUCCAUCCAUCACCGCCGCAUCCUCCUCAAUCUUCUGUAUUGAUUCUUUAGUUUAGAGAGCUAUCUCCAUCCAUCUCUCUAGUUUAGAAAUUGGUUAAUUCUUAGAGUUCAAAAGCUGACUUUGUUUUUAACUGAGACACAACUAUAAACUCUUUUCUAACAACACAUGAUUAUAUCACACCCUUUUACACCUUUUCCUUCUUGCAUUACCAUUACAUGCUCCAAACCUUUUUCCCAUAAUAAUCAUUUUAUCAAAUCCUAUAUACCUCCUUUUCUGCUCUUGAGAAAUGCUAGAUCAUCGACAUUGUUAUGUAGUGCUAGAAGUGGACGAAAUGAAAAUUCAAACAGUUUGGACUUUGAUAUAGACAUCAAUGAGGAAGAUCAAGUGCUUGAGAAUGAUGAUUAUGGUGGGUUUUCAGCUCAAGGGAUGGAAACAAAUGAUAUUAUUGAUGUAGAUGAAGGACAAGAUGAUGGUGAUGGCAGAAGAUAUUCAGGUGGAGGACCGUAUAAAGGCAGGGAUGAGAAGGAUUUUGAUAGAAAUCCAGAAUUUGCUGAAAUACUUGGUGAUUAUCUAGAUGAUCCUGAGAAGGCACAGUCCAGAAUGGAAGAGAGACUAAGAAAAAACAGGAACAAAAUACUCCACACAAAGACCGGAUCAGGAGUACCAAUGAAAGUGUCAUUCAAUAAAUUUGAUUUUUCAAACUCAUAUAUAUGGUUUGAAUUUUACAAUGCUCCAUUGGCAAAAGACAUCAACUUAAUUUGUGAUGCUAUUCGAGCAUGGCACAUUGUAGGACGACUUGGAGGAUGCAAUGCCAUGAACAUGCAACUGUCACAGUCUGAGAUAGAAAAACGACCAAGUUACGAUUAUAUUCAGGGAGCGAAUGUAACACCAACGACAUUUUACAACAUUGGGGAUCUUGAGGUUCAAGACAACUUGGCUCGAAUAUGGAUAGAUAUUGGGACUAAUGAACCAUUGAUUCUAGAUGUUUUGAUAAAUGCAUUGACACAGAUAAGUUCUGACUUUGUUGGGAUCAAGCAAGUAGUGUUUGGUGGAGAAGAAUUUGAGAAUUGGAAAGAGGAUUUAACAUCAGAGGAUUCAGGUUAUGGUGUUCAUAAGAUCUAGCCAAUUUUCUAGGCAUAUGGUCAAAUGAAAGAGUAAAUCAUGGUUACAAUUGUUAUCAAACUUUAUACAAGUUUUAUUAGGAGACAAGUCAACAAUGUUGCUCAUUUGUUUGCAAGAACGUCACCGUAUUUCAUUAGCCAUCAAGAGUUUGAUCAUACCCCAUUAUGUAUUUGUAUUCAAACAAUUUUGAUGAAUGAAAUGAGUUAAAUUUAUUUCUUUAAGAAAAAA